Molecule: messenger RNA, 726 nt
Organism: Cylindrotheca closterium
Lineage: Eukaryota; Bacillariophyta; Bacillariophyceae; Bacillariales; Bacillariaceae
Source: the annotation of a GenBank genome assembly
AUGGGAAAGACUAUAAAGAAAUUCGUCUUUCACUCGUUCGGUUUCAAGGGGUUUGUUCGCGUUGCUGAAUCGGAUAGUCUAAAGGAUGUUAGAAAGCAAAUCCUUGAAAAGGUUGACGAUCACCUGAUACCAAAGGGUGAUUGGAUAUUCUCUGUGGAUGACAUCCAAGUCGGAGCGAAGCAAGAGGAGGAAGAAAUGGCAUGGGAAGAUAUCAUUGAUCAAAAUAAAAAGGUUGUGCUCGUCCAGACCACCUUUCCGUUGAAACGCAAAUCUCCGCCUCCAGCUUUGCUUUCUUGCAAAACAGAAAUUAUCACCAGGCCCGACAACGGAGCUAAGCCUUCUCGUAAACGGAAUAGAUCCGAGAAUCCGAGGCAGCAAACAUCAGCAUCCAACUUCAUUGACCUGACAGGUGAUGAUGAUGAUGAAGUCGAAGACAUGGUUUCAACGGAAGGAGGCAGUGCAAGUAACACUGUUGUCAUCUCACCUGAUGACGAGCCAAGCGACCGACCUAUUGUACCCAGGGUGAAAGCACGAGCUGGUAGAAGGAAGAGUACCAGACCUAUAGCCGUUGUGUCGAAAGACGAAUUCAGUGGUCGUAUUGCUCCUAGCGAAUCAGAGAUAGAUCGGAGGAAUACGGCGAGGAGGGCGGUCACUUCGACACCUGUCACACCCGAGAGAGAACUGAGCAAUCCAGGAGGGCGCCGAAGGACAGUACAGGACCAAUAG